Messenger RNA from Zootoca vivipara (common lizard), 6477 nucleotides. The record is from RefSeq and is a predicted model, not a curated record. Lineage: Eukaryota; Metazoa; Chordata; Lepidosauria; Squamata; Lacertidae.
GUUGCUGAACGCUUCCUGUUUCUGCUUCAUUUCCCCAAUUCAGCUGCAGGAGGAAGAACCCGAUCUAGGUGAGGACUUAAAGUACUCUGAACAAAUGUCCUGUUACUGAUCUAGGGCUCAUGGCCUUGGAAGAGGGGGACCCCGAUGUCCUGAAGAGCAAUGUGCUGGACCUACUGCUCAGAAACCCCCUGGGGCUCAGUUUUGGGGACUUCGCUGGGGCCUUCCACCGGCUGCAUGGCUACCAGCUUAAAAUCACUCGUCAUGGGUACAGCUCGCUCAAGCAGUUUCUGGCUGAAAUGAAGGACUUUGUGGUUGUGGAAGAAGGUGACUCACAGGUCCCAGUUGUAAAGCUAGCGAAUGGAUUCCAUCUUGGCCACGGGGCUGAAGGAAGAGAGAAUGGGGUGGACAUCUCUGGAGGGCCAGCUUUGAGGUUAACAGAUGAAGAAGACCCUGGAGGAGAAACGGGAGUCUUGGGGUUGCUCUUCAGUGUUCUAAAGAGGUACCAAUGGGGUUUGAGGAUUAAGAAACUACAGAAAUUGUUUCUUGCUAGCGAUGGAAUUGAUCUAGAGAAGCUCAGCGUUCGUGGAGGCUACGCAGACACACUGGAAUUUUUGGAACAGCGAAUGCCGAAUUUAAACAUCACAUACCAACAGAACAGACUGAACUGUGUGGUUCAGCUUAUUGAAGAUCCCUCUGCACCUUCUUCUUCUGUCAGUACUGAGAACCUUGUGGAAGAACCAGCAAGCCAGGCACCAGAUCUGUCAGCUGCCUUGGUGCCAAUCUGGGAAGUCCUUAAAUGUCAUACUCCGGGUCUGAAGGUGAAGAACCUGAAAAAGGCCCUGCUAGAGAAUUGUGGAUUUGACCUGGAGAUGUUCCGCCGUGAUCUGGGCUACAGUGACACGGUGUCAUGCCUGCAGGAUGUUCCUGGUCUGAUUCUCAGAAACAGCAAUAGGACCCGGAAUUGCGUUGUCCAGCUUGAAUCGCGUCCCUCUAGCUCAGCUCCUUCCUUGGACUCUGAUUUCUCUGUAUGCAGCUCACAUACCACAACUGAUGGGCUAAUGAGAAAUAAAUCUGGUUCCCCUAGCCCUGUUCCCUCGCUUGAUGAUGGUUUCUCUGCCUGCAACUCAAAUUCUGUGCCCCAGACGCUGAUGGGAAAGAAGUCUGACCUGGCUGCUGCCUUGGUGCCAAUCCUCGAUGUUCUUGGAAACCAUCCCGCUGGUCUGAAUAUAAAGGCACUGAAGGAAAACCUAGAGAAGAAGCAUGGGUUUGACUUAGAGACUUUCAGCCAAGAUUUGGGGUAUGAAGACGUAACGUCUUGCCUCCUGGAUGUGCCGGGCCUUCGUUACUCUUUCACAAAUGGCAAGUGGCCCCACAAUUGUUUGGUUCAACUUCUCUCCGGUAGUCUUGGCCUCCCCCCUGUCUCAUUCGGUGCUGGUCCCUCUUCGGUGCUGGUCCCAUCUUCCAAAGGAUCAAACACCCUGUCUCCAGACUUAAUGGAAACAAAGCCAGCUUCCUGCACUUCCACUGUGCCCCAGUCCUGUGCUUCUGCCCCCUUAAACAUGCAACGGCCUGCUGGGAAAUCAAAACCUGUGAACCAAAAUGUGCUCAAAAAGAAGCCUGCUUCGCUGACAGAUGUCUUGGCAUCACUCACAAACCUCAUAAGCACAUACAGUGAAGGUCUGAGGGUUGAGAAAGUGCAGGAGCUCCUGCUGGCCAGGAAAAGAAUUGACCUGGAGAAGUUCAGCAUCGCCCAAGGCCACAAGGACACACUGGAGUUUUUGGAGCGUCAAAUGCCUAACUUAAACAUCAGAUACCGAGAGGAGAGACGUAAAUGUGUUGUUUCGAUUGGAUCAGGAAAAAGCAAAACGAAAAAGAAGAAGAAAAAGAAAACGGCAAAAUGUCCUGGUGUUAAGACUGCCCCUCCUCUGCUUGUUGCCCCUGUGCCUCUCUUGCAUCCAGCAAAAGUGGUCCAGCAAGCAAACUGUGCACCAGACUUUGGUGGCAUCUAUAAGCCUUCGUUCAACAUCUGCAACCCCUCUGGAAAUAAAUCACAGAAUUGGGGCCCACCUGUUCCAACUGCUUUUGUGUCCCCAGGAGUGCAGAACUGGCUCAACAACAGCAGCAUGCAUGUCCCAUCUGCCACUUUCCCAUUUUUUCCACCCUCCCAGGAGCCUCGUGGUGCUUUGUCAGGCAAGGCCAAGAAUUCCUUCCAGCCUCCCUCCAGCAUUCUUCCACACCAGGCACCUCCCUCCGGCAUUCUUCCACGCCAGGCACCUCCCUCCGGCAUUCUUCCACACCAGGCACCUCCCUCCGGCAUUCUUCCACGCCAGGCACCUCCCGCCGGCAUUCUUCCCCACCAGGCACCUCCCGCCGGCAUUCUUCCACACCAGGCACCUCCCUCCGGCAUUCUUCCACACCAGGCACCUCCCUCCGGCAUUCUUCCACACCAGGCACCUCCCUCCGGCAUUCUUCCACACCAGGCACCUCCCUCCGGCAUUCAUCCACACCAGGCACCUCCCUCCGGCAUUCUUCCACACCAGGCACCUCCCUCUGGCAUUCUUCUCCAUCAGCCAAGUGCAUGGCAGUCUGGUGGGCCAUCACCACUAGCCAAAGAGGUACACUCACGGGAUAACCAGCUGCCCAGAGAAUCCAACUUGAUGAACUCACAGCCUUCUAAGGACCUGGAGGAACUGAAAAAGCGGGUGGCCCACAUCCUGGCCAUGCACCCCGAGGGCAUGUCGCUCUUCCAGUUCCGUGCAGCCUACAGCGCUGCCUAUCAGCAGCACCUGCCACUUGACAAUGCUUCCUCUGCCAAACAGUGCCUGCUGGAGAUGCCUGAUAUUGUUCGCCUGGAGGGCUGUGGAGUCCAAACAUUGGUACUACCUGUGUCUGCUAAAGUGUCACCUGUCAAAUCCAAUCAGCCUGUCCCAUCCGAAGUGGAAAACGCUGCAGUGGCUCCUUGUCACUCGCUGCCCCAAACGAUGGCAGCAGCUGAACCUGUAGUAGGUCCCAAGCCUGCCCCUCUUCCCAAGGCUCCAGGGGUACCACAGCCCCACUCCACUUUCCUCCGGGCUUCAGAGCCCCUCGAAAAGGAAGAUGAUAAGGAGUCCUGCAUUCUACCCAAGGGCCAUCUCAAGGAGAUACCCAAAACAGUACCUCUUUUGCAAGAGCACGAGCACAAGAGGGCCACAGCCAAUUCAAGAGACCUUUCAGGCCAUCCUGAUUUGCCCAAAGUGCAAGACUCUGCAGUGACUUCUGGCCACUCCCCACCUAAAAACAAGCCUUUGGUUGUUCCCAAGUUUUCUCGAAAGACUGCACUUCGCAAGCCUACAUCUUUGCCUCCGCCUCAGCCCCAUCUCUCUCUCCGCCAGCCUUCUGAAUGUCUUGGACCACCAGCCAACAAGGAAAUUAGUACUUUACCUGGGACUCCCAAACCAGUAGCUCCUGGGGGAGAGAUGACACUCAAGCUAAUAGACACUCCCAACUCUCCUGUAGUUUACCCAGUGGAUUCCCAAGCCACCAGAAGGGAUGAGAAUUUGAAACCUGACAGCAUGGUCUCCAGGCCUGCAGAUCUGGUUAACCAUUGGUUUUUUAACAAUGAUACACCACCACCUCCCUCCAUCUUCCAGCCUGUCUCUACCAGUCCUGGAGCAUGGACUCAGCCAGUUGUAUACCCGCCUGCCACAUUUAUUCCAGAGAUGCCUCCUCUCUACCCAGCACCAUUCCUACCAGUUUCUGUAAGACCCUCUGGGAUCCAGUUUCAGAAGACUGCACCACAGACGCUGCCUGCCCAAGCUGUGCCUCCAGUCAGACAGACUCAGCCUCCCACCCAAAUUCAGCAGCAGAGGUCCUAUGCUUCUGCAGUUUCGGGACGAGAUUCCUUUUUUCAGGAGCAGCUACCACCCAGAACCGCAGGACUCCCCCAUAGUUUGACUCCUGCAGGGACGUCUCCUACUUCCUUACCAUCUCAAAACACAGCCAGCCUCCACUCGCCCAAAUCUCGGACUGCCCACCAAUCAGAAUGCCACCACCAUACAUGGCUAGAUGGUCUGCCGCGGAGUUCUGUCCCUGUGGCAGAUAAAAAUCUUGUGGCUGCACCUUCAGACAAAGUACCUUCUAAGUCUCCAACGUCCACACAUUGGGGGAAGUACGAUGGUGUGGACUCUCCUGUAACCUCAAGCCUACAGCCACUCACUUCGCAGUCUGCUUCGACCAAUGCAACCCAGCAGUCCUCUGGAUCUUAUGCCGCUGUUAGUCCCAGCAGUAAUUCUGGCACUCUGCCUUCUGACUCUUGGCCCUUGGUGCAUCAGCAGAACAUUGUUAGCAAGAACUAUGCCGUAAGCUCCUCAAGCACAGGACCUGCAAGCUCACCACCUUCCCCUCUAGAAACCACCACCACCUCGCCACCUCUGCAACCGUCGGGCACCUCUUCUUGGAUCAACGGUAAUUCUGAUGCUCUGUGCUCCGAGUCUUGGGCCCUCAUCAGCCAGCAGCGAUAUGUUAGUGUGACCUCAAGCACAAGAUCAGCACACCCAUCCCCUUCCCCUCUGGAAACCACGACCACCCUAUCCUGGCAGCCCUCAUCAUAUACUUCACCUGGAACGAACAGAAAUUUGGAUGCUUCUAAGCCUCAGGCCCUCAUCCACCAGCACCAGCAUGCUAAUGUCAGCUCUGUGACCACUGCAAGCCCACAGUCGGCAAAAUCACCACCUUCCCCUCGAGAAACCAGCUCCCCAUCCCUGCAGCCCUCCUAUGCUUUUCACGCCAGCAUGGAUUAUGGUUCUCCUAGCCAAAAUCUGCCCACGGUUUCCAAAGAAGCUGAGCAAAAGCAGGGCAGUCCUCGUGCCUCUUUGCUAGGAAAACCAAUGCCUUAUUCAUUUACUCCCCCGAGCAGUCCUCCUCCCAAAAAUUCUGAUAAAUGUAUUAUCCUGUAAUAGCAAGCGUUAAGGAGCUGUUCUGUGAAAUCAUUCACACCCAGAGGUGUUUUCUCCCCCCCGCUCCCCCAGGGUGGAUGGUAGGAAUGACAUACCAGGUGGGAUGAGUGCAUUCAGAAACCCGCAAGCAAAAACCUCUUGUGCCCUACCAAGUAAAUUCCAGGUGUUGGGAAUCUUGGUUUGUGCCUGGAUGUUGGCAAUCUGUUCCCAGGGAAUUGCAAUUUCAGUUCAUGCAAUGCCAUUCUGUGGCACAGCUUUUCCUAUCUGCAUCCUGUGCUCAAGCAUAAGAUGGGAGUGCAGGAAGAGCCUUGAACCCGAAAACGAGGAUAGGCUAACUCAGGCUCCUUUUACAAACAAUGUCUUCUAGACAGGCCAGUGUGUAUUCCUUUCUGGACCAACAUAAUGCAAUGUUCAAAGUUUCAGACUAGGUUCAAAUUGCCACUAAACUACAAAGACCGAGGUUCAAGUUGCCAUUCAGCUAUGUAGGUUGUUGCAGUCUCCUGGGCCAGUCAUUCCUCCUCACAGUGUUGUUGUGAGGAUUUUUUAAAAAUGGGAAUAUCUGUGCUGCCCUGAGCUUGGAAGAAAGGCAAGGUAAAAAUCAAAUAAGAAAAGUUAUUUUUUUAAUGUGCUCUGAAUUUCAAUUCUGUGACUAUACAUUAUGCAGAUGAAGCAAACAGCACAGAGUCACUUAUAUUGCAUAAUUUCUCAGUUGAUGGGAAACAUAGUACUGAUCCCUUGAAACCCUAGUCAGCUCCCUUUAGGCUUCUGAGAUUUUAUAUCUGGCAUUGCCUGCACAUUUACAAUAUUACUUUUACAGCAGUAUGGACUAGAAACAUCUCUUUUUAAACAAAACAAAACAAAACCCCACCACUUCAGAUUUUUAGGAUAUGAAAUGCUGUCUUCAAUAUACAGCCUGGCUGAAAGGCACGUCUACUGGGUUGUCUUCAAACCCUAAGAGAUUGCAGCAUCAAUUAACUGUUCUAAUCACUGGAAUAAGUGGUGGUAGUGAUGUAGCAUUGAUGCAUAUUUUAAUAACAAGUAAUUUGAAAUACUUGUAUCAACCAAAAAUAAAGAAUAUCUUGGAAUGUAGAUGGGAAAGAAUAAAAGUGAAUUAUUGCAGAGAAUCAAGUGGUACUUUAAAUAAACAACUUUGAAAGCAAUGUCUUCAUUUGGUAUAAGAGAUACUGCUACAGUCAUACCUCGGCUUAAGUACACUUCGGUUUGAGUAUUUUCAGUUUAAGUACUCCGCAGACCCAUCUGGAACGGAUUAAUCCACUUUCCAUUACUUUCAGUGGGAAAGUUCGCUUCAGGUUAAGUACGGACUUCCAGAAUUAAUUACACUCAUACUUUGGGUUAAGUACACUUCAGGUUGAGUACUCUGUGGACCUGUCUGGAACGGAUUAAUCCACUUUCCAUUACUUUCAAUGGGAAAGUUCGCUUCAGGUUAAGUAUGCUUCAGGUUAAGUACGGACUUCCGGAACCAAUUACACUCAUACUUCGGGUUAAGUACGCUUCAGGUUAAGUACUCUGCGGACCGUCUGGA